AUGUCGCUAUACAGCCGUAGCAUCCCCUCUUUCUCUCUACCCUCUGUCGAUCCUCCCGGCCAGAAGCAUGCUCUUCCUGCUCCGUACAACCAGCCUCCCUUCGAGCGCGGCUCGCUGACCGACGAAAUACGGCUAUGGCUCGGCACGACCUUCUUCCUCCUGCACGCCCUGCCCCUUACGUGCAUCCCGAUGUCCUGGCCCACCUUCCCCGCCAACUUCUUCGCUGGUGUGUUUAAGAACGAGACGAACGUCUCCGCGAUCGGCGUGACGUCCGGGCCUCUCCGCUCCCCCGCUCCCCCGUCAAUUGCGAUCAAUCUUCUCGGCUUGCUCUAUUCCACCUGGGUCAAGCACCUCGUGUCGCCGCUCGCACGGCGGAAGCCAUCGAACGAUGUGUACGACCGAGUGCCGCUGGAGGACAUCGAGGACCGGCGAGCCACCGACGCUGCCGCCGCGCUGGCCAUAUGA
Molecule: messenger RNA, 465 nt
Organism: Fomitopsis serialis
Lineage: Eukaryota; Fungi; Basidiomycota; Agaricomycetes; Polyporales; Fomitopsidaceae
Exons: 4
Coding region: 1-465 (154 amino acids)
Source: RefSeq, a predicted model, not a curated record